Molecule: messenger RNA, 2097 nt
Organism: Mesocestoides corti
Lineage: Eukaryota; Metazoa; Platyhelminthes; Cestoda; Cyclophyllidea; Mesocestoididae
Source: the annotation of a GenBank genome assembly
AUGGCCAUUCCUGAUAUUGUCAAUAUGAGCAAUGGUGCCUAUCAUGAUGUAAAGCAGGAGGAUGAUGAUGUUCCUCUAGCAGCCCGUUUCGGCACGAAGCGCUCCUACUCGGAUUCUAGCGAUGAAGAUAUUCCCCUAGCUCAGAAGUAUGUUUUGGCUUUUCGCAAAUCUAUUAAAAAGCGCCCAAAGUCGGAGCCGACGACCGAAUAUCCCAAGAUAAAACCUGAAAAAAGCCCUCAUAAGCCAGAAACAAAAAUAAAGUCAACUACAGGAACCCCUAAGAAACGAGUAAAAGACGAGAGCCAGGAUAGCGAAACUGUCUGGAAGUGGUGGGAGGAAAAAAACAGUGAUGGCAAGUACAAAUGGAAGUUUCUUGAACAUAAUGGUCCAUUAUUUGCUCCACCCUACGAGCCGCUGCCUGAUAAUGUCUCACUUAUUUACGAUGGUCAGCGCAUUAAGCUGUCUGAACCGGCCGAGGAAGUAGCUGGAUUUUAUGCAAAAAUGUUGGAUCACGAGUACACAACUAUGGAAGUGUUUAAUGAAAACUUUUUUAAAGAUUGGCAAAAAGUAAUGACUCUUGAAGAAAAACAAAUCAUAAAAAAGCUCUCAAAAUGUGACUUUACCAACAUGGCUGACUACUUCAAAAAGAAAUCUGAGGAAAGGAAAAAUAUGUCAAAAGAAGAGAAGCUUAAAAUAAAGGAAGAGAAUCAACGGAUUAUCGACAGAUAUGGAUACUGCACAUUAGACGGUCACAAACAAAGGAUUGCGAAUUUUCGCAUCGAACCUCCUGGUUUAUUCCGGGGUCGUGGCGCACAUCCAAAAAUGGGAAUGUUAAAAAAACGAAUUCUUCCUGAAGAUGUCAUAAUUAACUGUUCUAAGGAUUCAAAAGCGCCAAAUCCACCCCCAGGACACCGCUGGAAAGAGGUGCGGCAUGACAACACCGUCACCUGGUUAGCGUGCUGGGUCCAGAACGUGCAGAAUAACUUCAAGUACGUAAUGCUCAAUGCUUCGUCUCGGCUCAAGGGUGAGAAAGAUUGGAAAAAAUACGAGGUUGCUCGUCAGCUACAUAGCUGUGUGGACAAGAUUCGUGCCGAUUAUCGCGCAGACUUUAAGUCAAAGGAAAUGCGCGUCCGUCAGAGGGCUGUGGCUCUCUACUUCAUCGACAAGCUCGCUUUGCGUGCCGGCAACGAGAAAGACGAAGACGAGGCAGAUACCGUGGGUUGCUGUUCGUUGCGCUGCGAACACAUCAAACUUCACGAAGAACUCGACGGGAAGCCCUUCGUUGUUGAGUUCGACUUCCCCGGUAAAGACUCCAUCCGCUACCAGAACUCCGUGUCAGUGCCGAAACGGGUCUUUAAAAAUCUCAAAAUAUUCGUCAAGAACAAACAAGGCAGCGAUGACCUCUUUGACCGCCUCAACACGACCACCUUGAAUCAGUAUCUGCGCGAGCUGAUGGAUGGUCUUACUGCGAAGGUUUUUCGUACCUACAACGCCAGUCGCACACUCGAGGAACAGCUUGACCUGCUCACAAAUCCACAAGAUCUACCCGCCGAGAAGGUUCUCGCUUACAAUCGCGCCAACCGUGCCGUCGCCAUCCUGUGCAACCACCAACGCGCCGUCCCAAAGACAUUUUCAACGUCCAUGGAGAAUCUGCAGAAAAAGAUUGACGCGAAGAAAGAACAGAUCAGCGAUGUGAUGCGUGAGGCGAAGCAAAUCAAGGCUGACUACGCGCACUCCAAGUCAGCCGCCAAGCGAACUCAAUACGAGAAACUCAAGAAGCGCCUCGGCACGCUGAAGGAGCAACUUGUCAAGCUGCAGGUGCAGGCCACUGACAGGGACGAGAACAAAACCAUCGCCCUGAGUACGAGCAAACUGAACUACCUCGACCCUCGGAUCACGGUUGCUUGGUGCAAACGGUUCAACAUUCCGAUUGAGAAAGUCUACAACAGGACGCAGCGCGAGAAGUUCAUGUGGGCAAUUCAAAUGGCAACCGAGGGCUACAAAUUCACCGACCUCAACUCGGACAAGGCGACGAAUAAGUUGAAACAGGAAGAGGCCGACGACGAUGUUGGUGAUGACGAAGACGACGAUUAUUGA